This is a messenger RNA of Candida albicans SC5314, 477 nucleotides long. RefSeq lists its product as uncharacterized. The record is from RefSeq and is a predicted model, not a curated record. Bases 1 to 477 code for a protein of 158 amino acids. Lineage: Eukaryota; Fungi; Ascomycota; Pichiomycetes; Serinales; Debaryomycetaceae. The transcript has a single exon.
AUGAACAAUUCAAAUGAUUGGAGUUUUUCAUUAUGUGAUGACUCUCUUGAACUAUUUGAUGCUAUCGAGGAAGAAGUCGGUGAUAAUGAUACCACUAUUCAUCCAAAGAGCGACGAUUCUAAUAAUGGAGAUAAAUGUACACCACUGAAUCAAUAUAACCCCUUUAUACUUACAAAGAUGAAUUACUUCGAAAGAAAACACCCCAAAACAAAACUGAAGAUGUUUGACAAGAAAAUUAAAGUCAAGGCUACAGAUAUUUUAAAGAAUAUUGGAAGUACUCCCCCUGAAAAUUUGAACUGGGACUUCACAUGUUCCUGGAUUCACAGAAAGGGUAUUCCAACUGAAAUAUUAAAAGAAGGGUUUUGCAAUCGAGUUGUCAAUUCUGAAAAUUACCAGUUCAUAAGAUCAAGGUCUAGCCAUGAGGGUUGGUUCAUUGCAACCACCAAAAAAACAAGCAGACCCAAAAGCAAAAGUUAA